AUGCCCGACGAUUAUUCCUCCACAGGCGGGGGCCUAAAACUGAAGGGCGCCAGUACCGGUGCCGGCAUCACCAAGAAGAAGAAGAAGAAGAAGAACAUAGCUACCACAACCACAUCUUCCUCGACCGCUGGAUCAGAAACAGUCUUACAGAAGGCCUUAAAGGAUGAAGAUACUCUAGAGACGACGAGUCUUGGAGAAGAUGGGAGAAAUAUCGACGGAGAGGAUGAAGUGAUGGGUUUGAACGAAGAACAACUGACGGAACUGGAUCCUCGCGAUCAAUCUGGGAAAACGGCCUCAGAGAGAGCGCACGAGGAGAUGAGAAGGAGGAGGCUAAAUGACCGACUCAAACGCGAAGGGACUGGAGAGGCAGGAUUAUGCGAGUUCGAUAAUAGGAUGCAUUGCAGCGGACCAUACGAUUCAUCUCUCAUCGAAUCCGCAAUGGUUAGGAAUGAAAUCGAAAAAAAAGCUUGCGGGAAUGAUGAAUAG
This is a messenger RNA of Sclerotinia borealis F-4128, 486 nucleotides long. Lineage: Eukaryota; Fungi; Ascomycota; Leotiomycetes; Helotiales; Sclerotiniaceae. The record is from the annotation of a GenBank genome assembly.